Rhopilema esculentum is the source of this 764-nucleotide messenger RNA. RefSeq lists its product as uncharacterized. Gene Ontology annotation, cellular component: cytoplasmic vesicle membrane. Lineage: Eukaryota; Metazoa; Cnidaria; Scyphozoa; Rhizostomeae; Rhizostomatidae. The record is from RefSeq and is a predicted model, not a curated record.
UAUCAUAAAUUCUUGCCCUGUUCAGUCACGUGAUAUUUUCGUUGUUGCCGGAGUGAAUGAAACGGAAAACACAGCGAAAGAAUGGCUGGAACGUUUUUAUUGACGAUUGUUUUAUUUCUUGAGUUUCUGGAGGCAAAUGCAUAUCACUGCUCGGAAUCCUGUGGUCAGUAUGCUUAUUGUUGUGGUACAAAUGUGUGCUGUCACCACAGAAGUUCAUACACAUUUUAUUCUGUUUGGUAUUUCUGGUUUAUUAUUGCAUUGCUAAUCAUGGCCUGUGCUGGAAGCUGCAAUUACUACCGUAAGCGACAUAGACUGCUAGUUACAAGGAGAAACAUGACAAUAAGUGGUAAUAUGCCUGUUGCUGUUGUUGCUUUCUCUAAUGGAAAUCAUGAACAUUGCCCUGUCCAGUUUGGUACAUUACCAUCCUACCAAGAGGCAACCUCAAAACCAUCACAGUAUCCACCACCUUACUAUACAACAGAUUUAUACACAAAUCAGUUUCCAGCCACAGCUGCUAGCAGUGCACAACUUCCCCCAUAUUCAAGAGAUGGUAACAGUCUACCACAGCAGUAACUAGCUUGGAUAUCAUGUAUAGCUAAACACAGUUUGAACUUUGUAAAUUUCUCACAGUAGGUAAAAUCAACUUUUGGAACAAGCAUGACAUUAACUGAAUUUACUAGUAUUUAUGGCUGUUGACAAGUCAGCUGAUGUUAUAAGUUAUUUUCAGAUUUAAUGUCUGAUGAUAAACUGGCAAAUUUUUUUUU